CGGAGGUGGCCCGCAGUCGUGGAGGAGCGGGCGACGCAAGUUCCGGACGGCUCUCCACUCUGUCUGCGACUCACGCCUCUCCCUCCUCUCGCCUAGUCCGGUGCUGUCUCCAGACAGCGGCCCUUCCGGCUGAGAGCUGUCGGAGUGCGGGGACUCUGGGGAAGCCGUCGCCGCCCCCCGCCUCGGGGCUGCGUGAGCUGCCCGUCGCGCCGCCUCCUUGCCCCCAGCGGCGGGCGCUGUUCUCGUUCGAAGCACUCCCCCCAGCUCCAUGAAUGGAAAUCGGCUCCGCAGGACCUGUUGGGGCCCAGCCCCUACUCAUGGUGCCCAGAAGACCUGGCUAUGGCACCAUGGGCAAACCCAUUAAACUGCUGGCUAACUGUUUUCAAGUUGAAAUCCCAAAGAUUGACGUCUACCUCUAUGAGGUAGAUAUUAAACCAGACAAGUGUCCUAGGAGAGUGAAUAGGGAAGUGGUUGACUCCAUGGUUCAACAUUUUAAAGUAACUAUAUUUGGAGACCGUAGACCAGUUUAUGAUGGAAAAAGAAGCCUUUACACAGCCAAUCCACUUCCUGUGGCAACUACUGGGGUAGAUUUAGAUGUUACAUUACCUGGGGAAGGUGGAAAAGAUCGACCUUUUAAGGUGUCAAUCAAAUUUGUCUCUCGGGUGAGUUGGCACCUAUUGCAUGAAGUACUGACAGGACGGACCUUGCCUGAGCCACUGGAAUUAGACAAGCCAAUCAGCACUAACCCUGUCCAUGCCGUUGAUGUGGUGCUACGACAUCUUCCCUCCAUGAAAUAUACACCUGUGGGGCGUUCCUUUUUCUCAGCUCCAGAAGGAUAUGACCACCCUCUAGGAGGGGGCAGGGAAGUAUGGUUUGGAUUCCAUCAAUCUGUUCGGCCUGCCAUGUGGAAAAUGAUGCUUAAUAUUGAUGUUUCUGCCACUGCCUUCUACAAAGCACAACCUGUAAUUCAGUUCAUGUGUGAAGUUCUUGACAUUCAUAAUAUUGAUGAGCAGCCAAGACCUCUGACUGAUUCUCAUCGGGUAAAAUUUACCAAAGAGAUAAAAGGUUUGAAGGUUGAAGUGACUCAUUGUGGAACAAUGAGACGGAAAUACCGUGUUUGUAAUGUAACAAGAAGGCCUGCCAGUCAUCAAACCUUUCCUUUACAGUUAGAAAAUGGCCAAACUGUGGAGAGAACAGUAGCGCAGUAUUUCAGAGAAAAGUAUACUCUUCAGCUGAAGUACCCACACCUUCCCUGUCUGCAAGUGGGGCAGGAGCAGAAGCAUACCUACCUACCACUAGAAGUUUGUAAUAUUGUAGCAGGGCAACGAUGUAUCAAGAAGCUUACAGACAAUCAGACUUCCACUAUGAUCAAGGCAACAGCAAGAUCCGCACCAGAUAGACAAGAGGAAAUUAGCAGAUUGGUAAGAAGUGCAAAUUAUGAAACAGAUCCAUUUGUUCAGGAGUUUCAAUUUAAAGUUCGGGAUGAAAUGGCCCAUGUAACCGGACGUGUACUUCCAGCACCUAUGCUCCAGUAUGGAGGACGGAACCGGACAGUAGCUACACCAAGCCAUGGUGUAUGGGACAUGAGAGGGAAACAGUUCCACACAGGAGUUGAAAUUAAAAUGUGGGCUAUCGCUUGUUUUGCCACACAGAGGCAGUGUAGAGAAGAAAUACUGAAGGGUUUCACAGACCAGCUGCGUAAGAUUUCUAAGGAUGCAGGGAUGCCCAUCCAGGGCCAACCAUGCUUCUGCAAAUAUGCACAGGGGGCAGACAGUGUAGAGCCCAUGUUCCGGCAUCUCAAGAACACAUAUUCUGGGCUACAGCUUAUUAUCGUCAUCCUCCCAGGGAAAACACCAGUGUAUGCGGAGGUGAAGCGUGUAGGAGAUACACUUUUGGGAAUGGCUACACAAUGUGUUCAAGUCAAGAAUGUAAUAAAAACAUCUCCUCAAACUCUCUCAAACUUGUGCCUAAAGAUAAAUGUUAAACUCGGAGGGAUCAAUAAUAUUCUUGUACCUCAUCAAAGACCUUCUGUGUUCCAGCAACCAGUGAUCUUUUUGGGAGCAGAUGUCACUCAUCCACCUGCUGGUGAUGGGAAGAAGCCUUCUAUUGCUGCUGUUGUAGGUAGUAUGGAUGCCCAUCCGAGCAGAUACUGUGCCACAGUAAGAGUUCAGAGACCCCGACAGGAGAUCAUUCAGGACUUGGCCUCUAUGGUUCGGGAACUUCUCAUUCAAUUUUAUAAAUCAACUCGCUUCAAACCUACUCGUAUCAUCUUUUACCGGGAUGGUGUCUCAGAAGGACAGUUUAGGCAGGUAUUAUAUUAUGAAUUACUGGCAAUUCGAGAAGCCUGCAUCAGUUUGGAGAAAGACUAUCAACCCGGAAUAACCUAUAUUGUAGUUCAGAAGAGACAUCACACUCGAUUAUUUUGUGCCGAUAGGACAGAAAGGGUUGGAAGAAGUGGCAAUAUCCCAGCUGGAACAACAGUUGAUACAGACAUUACACACCCAUAUGAAUUUGAUUUUUAUCUCUGUAGCCAUGCUGGAAUACAGGGUACCAGCCGUCCUUCACACUAUCAUGUUUUAUGGGAUGAUAACUGCUUUACUGCAGAUGAACUUCAGCUGCUGACCUACCAGCUCUGCCACACUUAUGUACGCUGUACACGAUCUGUUUCUAUACCUGCACCAGCGUAUUAUGCUCACCUGGUGGCAUUCAGAGCCAGAUAUCAUCUUGUGGACAAAGAACAUGACAGUGCUGAAGGAAGUCAUGUUUCAGGACAAAGCAAUGGGCGAGAUCCACAAGCUCUUGCCAAGGCUGUACAGAUUCACCAAGAUACCUUACGCACAAUGUACUUUGCUUAAAAAAUCUAAAUAUAUUCUCUGAGAGGAAGAAUUGAAAGACAAAUCAACAUACAACGUAUGUUUCCAGUGGAUUCAGUUGAGUAGGGACACCUCCAGCCAUACAGAAACCAACACUGUGUGUGGGGCCAGGGUCUGAUCCUUAUGUUGAUACAAGGAAGAUUGUUUACUUCAUCAAGGAACUCAGCAUAAUUAUGCAAUAUGAAACCAGCCAACUGCUUUUUGUGCGGUCUCCUAUAGGAAGUAUCGCGGUUGUUUUGUUUUCAUUUCUUGUAGUCUAACCCUUUAAUGCCUUUACCUCAAGUUGCUUGGCAGCACAAAUAUCUUUGCAAAAAAAGUAAAGAAAAAGUAAAAUGAUGGUUUAAAAAAUACACACCUACAUGAAUAAGCGAUUAUUCACAAUUAUGUGUGCAAAAAAUUAAUGUGCAUUCAUAUGUUCUUAUAAAAGGUGUCUGUAUUUUUUAAAUAUAUACAUGCAUACUUCAUAUGCAUAUAUAUCUGAUCUGGAUUGAUAAUAGAUAUAUAUGUGUCUGUGUAUAUAUUUUAUAAUUCAUUCCAUUGGGGAACUUUCUUUCCCUUUUAUUCUCCCCUCACUACCAUCUUUAUUUCUCUCUCUACCUCCCUUGCCUUCAUCACCUAUACUUUUUUCUCUAAUGCUGCCAGUGACAUUCAGAUGUUCAUAUAACUGGUUCAUUUGAAUGUGAAACAUGGCAAAC
Messenger RNA from Otolemur garnettii (small-eared galago), 3568 nucleotides. Its product is annotated as protein argonaute-3. The transcript has 19 exons. NCBI's taxonomy places the organism in Eukaryota, Metazoa, Chordata, Mammalia, Primates, Galagidae. The record is from RefSeq and is a predicted model, not a curated record. Gene Ontology annotation, biological process: regulation of stem cell proliferation; regulatory ncRNA-mediated gene silencing. Gene Ontology annotation, molecular function: protein binding; RNA binding. Bases 273 to 2855 code for a protein of 860 amino acids.